Molecule: messenger RNA, 579 nt
Organism: Didymodactylos carnosus
Lineage: Eukaryota; Metazoa; Rotifera; Eurotatoria; Philodinida; Philodinidae
Source: the annotation of a GenBank genome assembly
AUGUACUCCUCUUAUCCAAAAUCGACAUAUGAUAACUCAUUGAAAUCAUCGUCGUCGUGUCUUUACAGCAAGGUCCCUGAAGAGACUUGUGAUUAUUUCAAACCAUUUUCCCUUGGUAAUCAGACCCUUUACAACCAAAAUUGGUAUAUCAGUACACCAGCGGCGUCACCAACACCAUCCACAAAUUCGUUGUCAUUUGCUUCAGCUGAUUCAGCCGUUCAAUCCCGGCCUUCGCCACAACCAUCAUCAUCUUCAGUUCGUUCAUUUCGAUCUCGUUUCCAAUAUACAGCUGAUCAACUUUAUAAGUUGAAUCAAAUUUAUGAACAAACACAGUAUCCAAAUGCGGCACAGAAAGACAUUAUUGCUUCAACACUUGGUGUUACAUUAGAACAGAUUCGUGUAUGGUUUCAAAAUCGUCGACGAAAACAACCUCAGCAGCGUCAUACAAAAUUAUCGUCGCAUCAACCAACAUAUCAUGAACAAAGUGAAUUAGACCAAUUGAUAUUUCAAAUUGAUAAUGUUAGAAAUACACGGCAACGUUUACCAGCUAAAGUUAAAAUAGAAACAGAAGUGAAAUGA